Messenger RNA from Ilex paraguariensis (yerba mate), 655 nucleotides. The record is from the annotation of a GenBank genome assembly. Lineage: Eukaryota; Viridiplantae; Streptophyta; Magnoliopsida; Aquifoliales; Aquifoliaceae.
CUUCUCUCCUAGGGUUUUCUUCGCUACACAUACCAGUGAAGCACGAACUCAAACAUGUAUCUCUCUCUGAUCCAUACCGAUUGCCGGUCACAAUACAAAGCCGUUCAUCGUCUUUCUGGUAAGGAUUUGUCCGUUACAUCUUCGGUCUUCAACGAAUUCAUCCUUUCCUAACCGAAGAAUCUCCUUCUAUUAACCCAUUCGGUCCCAAUACCUUAAACCAUAAGAGAGAGAAUAGUGCUGUUGAGGAUAAACCACUAUGGAGAUUGCACCGGCGGUCUCCGCGUCGAACGGCGCCGGCGAAGCGAGGGACGCCACCGGCACAUCGUCCUCCUCCGUGAAAUCUUCCUCUUUUUCUCCUUCGGAAAAGGAGAUGAAUAAUAUAAGUAAUGCUAGCGUGCCCAGCAAGUAUGAUGAUGAAGCGGACGAGUGUCGGAUUUGUUGGAACCCGGCGACGCUGACAAUCCUUUAUAGAUUCCUUGCUCGUGCAGUGGAAGCGUCAAGUUUGUUCAUCAAGAAUGUCUUCUUCAGUGGCUUAAUCACACCAACGAUCGUCGAUGCGAGUCUGAAUGUCCAACGCAAAGGAGGUCUUCCAAGUUGGCCACACCACGUCUCCCACUUGCCUGUGUGUUUUCAACAGAGACAUUCAGGAGCAUAG